AUGACCAAGAUGGAUAUCCGGGGCGCUGUGGAUGCUGCUGUUCCCACCAACAUCAUUGCCGCCAAGGCUGCAGAAGUCCGUGCGAACAAAGUGAACUGGCAGUCCUACCUGCAGGGGCAGAUGAUUUCUUCUGAAGACUGCGAGUUCAUCCAAAGAUUUGAGAUGAAAAGAAGUCCUGAGGAGAAGCAGGAGAUGCUUCAGACUGAAGGCAGUCAGUGUGCUAAGACAUUUAUAAAUCUGAUGACUCAUAUUUCCAAAGAGCAGACAGUUCAGUACAUACUCACCCUGGUGGAUGAUACGCUGCAGGAAAAUCACCAACGUGUUAGCAUUUUUUUUGACUAUGCUAAACGUAGCAAGAACACUGCCUGGUCCUACUUCCUGCCUAUGCUGAAUCGCCAGGAUCUCUUUACUGUUCAUAUGGCAGCAAGAAUUAUUGCCAAGUUAGCAGCUUGGGGAAAAGAACUGAUGGAAGGCAGCGACUUGAAUUACUAUUUCAACUGGAUAAAGACUCAACUGAGUUCACAGAAACUGCGUGGUAGCAGUGUCGCUGCUGAAACAGGAACAGUCUCCUCAAGCGAUAGUUCCCAGUAUGUGCAGUGUGUGGCCGGGUGUCUGCAGCUGAUGCUCCGAGUCAAUGAGUACCGCUUCGCCUGGGUGGAGGCAGAUGGGGUGAACUGCAUCAUGGGCGUCCUGAGUAACAAGUGUGGCUUUCAGCUGCAGUAUCAGAUGAUCUUUUCCGUAUGGCUCCUGGCUUUCAGCCCACAGAUGUGUGAACACCUGAGGCGCUACAACAUCAUCCCUGUCCUGUCUGACAUCCUGCAGGAGUCGGUCAAAGAGAAGGUGACGAGGAUCAUUCUGGCAGCAUUCCGUAACUUCUUAGAGAAGUCAACUGAACGAGAAACUCACCAAGAGUAUGCCCUGGCGAUGAUUCAGUGCAAAGUCCUGAAACAGCUGGAGAACUUGGAGCAGCAGAAGUACGACGACGAAGACAUCAGUGAGGAUAUAAAGUUCCUCUUGGAGAAACUCGGUGAGAGUGUCCAGGACCUCAGCUCAUUUGAUGAAUACAGUUCAGAACUUAAGUCUGGAAGGCUGGAGUGGAGUCCUGUGCACAAAUCUGAGAAAUUUUGGAGAGAGAAUGCUGCGAGGUUAAAUGAAAAGAAUUAUGAGCUCUUGAAAAUUUUGACCAAACUUCUAGAGGUGUCCGACGAUCCCCAAGUCUUAGCUGUUGCCGCCCAUGACGUUGGGGAGUAUGUGCGCCAUUACCCUCGAGGCAAGCGGGUCAUCGAACAGCUGGGUGGGAAGCAGCUGGUGAUGAACCACAUGCACCACGAGGACCAGCAGGUGCGCUACAAUGCCCUCCUGGCCGUACAGAAGCUCAUGGUGCACAACUGGGAAUAUCUUGGUAAACAACUCCAGUCUGAACAGCCGCAGACGGCAGCUGCCCGGAGCUGA
Molecule: messenger RNA, 1452 nt
Organism: Rangifer tarandus platyrhynchus (Svalbard reindeer)
Lineage: Eukaryota; Metazoa; Chordata; Mammalia; Artiodactyla; Cervidae
Source: the annotation of a GenBank genome assembly